AUGAGCGACGCGCUUCUUUGCAAUGAAUCCGACGAAGUUGAUAGCUCCGCGAAGAACAGCAUUCCGGAGCCGGAGAAGGAAAAUAGACAGUCUCCACCGGCGGUGAUUGCUGGAAGAAGCCGUUCUCAAGGAGGUGGACGGAGAGUGACGCCGACUAGCUUCACGGUGGUUUCUGACGGUAGAUCUGUUGUGGAGAGAGUUCUUCCUAACGGAGAUUUCUAUGUAGGAAGUUUCUCCGGGAACGUACCUAAUGGAUCCGGUAAGUAUCUCUGGACCGACGGUUGUAUGUAUGAAGGUGAAUGGAAGCGAGGAAAAGCUUCGGGGAAAGGAAAAUUUUCAUGGCCUUCGGGUGCGACUUACGAGGGAGAGUUCAAGUCGGGUCGAAUGGAAGGGUUUGGGACUUUCGUUGGAUCCGACGGAGAUACUUACCGCGGGUCAUGGAGUUCCGAUAGGAAGCACGGGUUCGGUCAGAAACGUUACGCGAACGGUGAUUUGUAUGAAGGUUGGUGGAAGCGUAACGUGCAAGACGGUCAGGGGCGUUACGCUUGGAAGAACGGAAAUGAAUACGUUGGAGAAUGGCGUAACGGCGUUAUUUCUGGUAAAGGUCAGUUGGUUUGGGUUAACGGAAACCGUUACGAGGGUCAGUGGGAGAAUGGUGUACCGAAAGGACAAGGAGUUAUGAAGAUUCAGCAUGGUUUGAAUUUCAAGGGUUCAAGCUGUGUUGGUGGUGGAUUGUUAUGGAAUGACAGUUUUGCCCCUAUGAUGAUGAUGAAGAGGUCUUCGGUUGAUACUGUUAGUGCUAGAGGGAGUUUGAAUGAUAAGAGUUUUCCUAGGAUUUGUAUUUGGGAAUCUGAGGGUGAAGCUGGUGAUAUCACUUGUGAUAUUGUUGAUAAUCUGGAAGCAUCCAUGUUUUAUCGCGAUGGGACGGCGUCUGAGCCUGAUGAAUUUCGGAAGCACCCUUGUUGUUUCUCUUCUGAAGUUAAGAGACCUGGUGAAAUUAUUUCUAAAGGGCAUAAGAAUUAUGAGUUGAUGCUCGAUUUGCAAUUGGGGAUUAGGUAUACUGUUGGGAAGGAAGCGUCUAAAUUGCGAGAGCUUAAACCUAGUGAUUUUGAAUCUAAGGAGAAGUUCUGGACAAAGUUUCCACCCGAAGGAUCCAAAAUUACCCCGCCCCAUCAAACUGCAGAGUUUCGAUGGAAAGAUUACUGCCCUGUUGUUUUUAGACAUUUGAGGAAGCUGUUUCAGGUUGAUCCUGCUGAUUACAUGUUGGCUAUAUGUGGGGAUGAUGCUCUCAGAGAACUUUCCUCUCCUGGGAAAAGCGGAAGUGUCUUCUACUUGACCCAAGAUGACCGAUUCAUGAUUAAGACAGUGAAGAAAUCUGAAGUCAAGGUCCUUCUUCGGAUGCUUCGAAGCUAUUACAAACACGUGUGUAAUUAUGAGAAUUCACUCGUGACAAAAUUCUACGGGGUACAUUGUGUAAAACCAAUCGGAGGCCAGAAGAUCCGGUUUAUUGUAAUGGGAAAUCUUUUCUGCUCUGAGUAUCCAAUUCAUAGAAGAUUUGAUUUGAAAGGAUCUUCACAUGGUCGUGCAACAGACAAACCUGAGGAUGAGAUUGAUGAAACUACCACCCUCAAGGACCUUGAUCUAAAUUAUGUGUUUCGGGUUCAAAGAAAUUGGUACCAGGAUCUUAUUAAACAAAUUGAGCAUGAUUGCGAAUUUUUGGAAACCGAGAAAAUUAUGGAUUACAGUCUUUUGGUUGGCCUUCAUUUUCGCGAUGACAAUACGUAUGACAAAAUGGGGUUGUCACCUUUUCUUUUGCGCACUGGCAAUCAGGACUCGUAUCAUAAUGAGAAGUUUAUGCGUGGUUAUCGCUUUCUUGAAGCAGAGCUGCAAGAUAGGGAUCGGGUUAAAUCUGGAAGGAAAUCAUUAAUUAGGCUAGGAGCCAAUAUGCCAGCAAGAGCCGAGAGACUAGCAAGAAGGAGUGAUUUUGACCAAUACACCAAUGGCGGAAUCAGCCAUUUGAACCCUUAUAGCAGUGGGGAGACUUAUGAUUGCGUUUUAUAUUUUGGAGUUAUCGAUAUUUUGCAAGACUACGAUAUUAGCAAGAAGCUUGAACAUGCUUACAAGUCCUUGCAAGUUGACCCAACUUCAAUUUCCGCGGUUGAUCCAAAGCUAUACUCAAAGAGGUUUCGAGAUUUUAUCGGGAGAAUAUUCAUUGAAGAUUGGUAG
This is a messenger RNA of Vicia faba (fava bean), 2226 nucleotides long. The record is from the annotation of a GenBank genome assembly. NCBI's taxonomy places the organism in Eukaryota, Viridiplantae, Streptophyta, Magnoliopsida, Fabales, Fabaceae.